AUGGCACUGCAGGAGAAGCGGUCUCUCGUGCAGUUCGGCCUGAACCGCCGGCUGCUGCGCUGCGUCGGCCUGUGGCCUGAGGAACGGGGCAGCCCGUGGCGGCCGUCCCGGUGGCCGAACGCGCUGCUGCAGCAGGGCAGCCUCGCCGCCAUGGUUACCAGCGAGCUGGCGGCGCUGCGACAGUACUGGGGCGGCGAGCUCAGCCACACCACCAUCAACGCCUGCAUCAUCCUGCUGGUGGCCGUCGCCCUCUGCAAGGCCUCCUCCCUGGUCUCGCUGCGCCGGCCCAUCAUACAGCUCAUGCACACGCUUCAGGACACUUCCGUGCCUCAGAACGAAUGGGAGGAGCGCAUCUACUCCGGAGCUGCGAGGCACGCACGCCUUCUCACUCUGGUGCUCUGCGUCGACUACGCUAUCGUGGCCUUCAUCUGGGACUCUCUUCCGCUCCUCAACUUCAUGCAGCAGUCACCGGAAAGUCGCUACAAUAACAGCGACGCCAUAUUCUCACAGUACCCGAUCAUAGCACUGUACCCUUGGGAGGUGCAGACUGGCCCCGCCUACGCGUUCACGUACACGCUGCAAGUGAUGUGCGGCGCCAUCUUCACCAUGACGCACCUGGCGUGCGACACGUUCCUGAUGUCGCUCGUCAUCUACAUCUGCAGCCAGAUAGACGUGCUACGCGCCACGCUGCAACAGCUGGGCCGGCGCGCCGACCGCGUGGGGGCGGCGGCGGCGGUAGCGGAGGCGCAGGCUGAUGCGGAGCUGUCUGUGGGUCGCCUUGGAGGGGGCAGCGACCGCGGCAAGGCCCUCUGUGGCCAGGGCUCCGAGCAGGAGCUGUACCAAGAGCUCGUGGCCUGUAUAAAGCACCACAAGAACAUCAUAGGGUACGUCGGCGUGCUGCAUCAGGUGUUGAGUCCCGUGGCGCUGGCACAGUUCAUGUGCAGCAUGGUCAUCAUAUGCCUAUCAGGCUUUGGCAUAGCGAUUUCUAAUGACUUUGGCGCCCUCUGUCGGUACUGUGUAUACUUCACUGGAGCAGCCAUUCAGCUCCUAAUAUUUUGCUGGUAUGGGGAAGUACUGAUCACAAAGAGCGAGCGUGUCAGCGAGGCAGCCAUGGGCUGCGGCUGGACGGAGGUCAGGGGCCGCCACUUCAAGAGCUCUGCCCUGAUCCUCAUGAUUCGCGCCCAGCGGCCGCUUGCCCUCACGGGCAGCAAGUUCUACGUCAUCUCGCUCAAGACGUUCGUGCAGCUGCUGAAUGCGUCCUACUCGUUUUUCGCUGUACUCCGGCAACUGAACGAAUCUGGACACCGUGAAGAAGAGGGCGCUCUGGCAUCGCUUUGAAGAGCACCUCGAUCCCUUUUUCCGCCGCGCCGCUGCAGCUACAGAAGGGGAGGUGCUUCACUGCUUCACUGAUCACGGCCCCGCUCUAAUUUCUGACAUUUAUGUAGGAGAAAACCAACGUGCAGUAUACUUUCUGUCAUGUGAUUUUCUAUCUGUGUGCUUUCUCCAUUAUUUCUCUUUCCUCCUUCCAUAUUCUUUUCCUCCCACCCAGUGUAUUUUUUCC
Molecule: messenger RNA, 1561 nt
Organism: Schistocerca gregaria
Lineage: Eukaryota; Metazoa; Arthropoda; Insecta; Orthoptera; Acrididae
Product: odorant receptor 43a-like
Exons: 7
Coding region: 1-1338 (445 amino acids)
Biological process (GO): detection of chemical stimulus involved in sensory perception of smell; sensory perception of smell
Cellular component (GO): plasma membrane
Molecular function (GO): odorant binding; olfactory receptor activity
Source: RefSeq, a predicted model, not a curated record